UGCUGAGCCACGCCCGGCUGGGCUGCCUGGAAAUCUUCUAAACAGCAGUUUUUCUAGCACCAAAAUGAUUUAUAGUUGACCUUCAUAAUCACAAAUGCCCUACAAUAUUUGUCCAUACCUCUCUUAUGAAUAACAUUCUACUUGGAGUCUGGUUGUUUGUGUAUUUAUCUUGUCUAUCCUACAGAUUGCUGAGUCCUCAAGAAUAAGGAUGAGAGCUUACUCAUGUCUGUAACUCUCACAAGGCUAGUGUUUUGCAGGAAACCAUGUCUCCUGAAGAAUCUACUGAUGAGUCUGAGGAAGAAGAGAGUGAAGAGGAGCCCAAACUCAAGUAUGAAAGGCUUUCCAAUGGGGUAACUGAAAUCCUUCAGAAGGAUGCAGCUAGCUGCAUGACAGUCCAUGACAAGUUCUUGGCACUGGGCACACAUUAUGGCAAAGUUUAUUUACUUGAUGUCCAGGGGAACAUCACUCAGAAGUUUGAUGUAAGUCCUGUGAAGAUAAAUCAGAUUAGCUUGGAUGAAAGUGGAGAACACAUGGGCGUGUGUUCAGAGGAUGGCAAGGUGCAAGUAUUUGGACUAUAUUCUGGAGAAGAAUUUCAUGAGAUUUUUGACUGUCCCAUUAAGAUCAUCGCUGUGCACCCGCACUUCGUGAGAUCCAGCUGCAAGCAGUUUGUGACUGGAGGGAAGAAGUUGCUACUGUUUGAACGGUCUUGGAUGAGCAGAUGGAAGUCUUCUGUUCUGCAUGAAGGGGAAGGGAACAUAAGAAGUGUGAAGUGGAGAGGCCAUCUGAUUGCUUGGGCCAAUAAUAUGGGUGUGAAAAUUUUUGACAUCACCUCAAAGCAAAGAAUCACCAAUGUGCCCCGGGAUGAUAUAAGUCUUCGCCCAGAUAUGUAUCCCUGCAGCCUCUGCUGGAAGGACAGUGUGACACUGAUUAUCGGCUGGGGGACUUCUAUCAAGAUAUGCUCAGUGAAGGAACGGCAUGCCAGUGAAAUGAGGGACUUGCCGAGUCGAUAUGUUGAAAUAGUGUCCCAGUUUGAAACUGAAUUCUACAUCAGUGGUCUUGCACCUCUCUGUGAUCAGCUUGUUGUGCUUUCCUACGUAAAGGAGGUUUCAGAAAAAACGGUAAUUUAUUUCACCUCAAAUACAAAGGAAAGAGAAUACUGUGCCAGGCCCAGGUUGGAUAUUAUCCAGCCACUUUCUGAGACGUGCGAAGAGAUCUCUUCAGAUGCUCUAACAGUGAGAGGCUUUCAGGAAAAUGAAUGUAGAGAUUAUCACUUAGAGCAUUCUGAAGGGGAAUCACUCUUUUACAUUGUGAGUCCAAGAGAUGUCGUAGUAGCCAAGGAACGAGACCAAGAUGACCAUAUUGACUGGCUCCUCGAAAAGAAGAAAUAUGAAGAAGCUUUGAUGGCAUCUGAAAUUAGCCAGAAGAACAUUAAAAGACAUAAGAUUCUGGACAUCGGCUUGGCAUAUAUAAACCAUCUGGUGGAAAAAGGAGAGUAUGACAUAGCAGCACGCAAAUGCCAGAAAAUUCUUGGGAAAAAUGCAGCACUCUGGGAAUAUGAAGUUUAUAAAUUCAAAGAAAUUGGACAGCUUAAGGCUAUUAGUCCUUAUUUGCCAAGAGGGGAUCCAGUCCUGAAACCACUCAUCUAUGAAAUGAUUUUACAUGAAUUUUUGGAAAGUGAUUAUGAGGGUUUUGCCACCCUGGUUCGAGAAUGGCCUGGAGAUCUGUACAACAAUUCGGUAAUAGUUCAAGCAGUUCGGGAUCACCUGAAGAAAGAUAGUCAGAACAGGACCUUACUUCAAACCCUGGCAGAAUUGUAUACCUAUGACAAAAAUUAUGGGAAUGCUCUGGAAAUAUACUUAACAUUAAGACAUAAGGAUGUUUUCCAGUUGAUUCACAAGCAUAAUCUUUUCAGCUCUAUCAAGGAUAAAAUUGUUUUAUUAAUGGAUUUUGAUUCCGAGAAAGCUGUUGACAUGCUUUUGGACAAUGAAGAUAAAAUUUCAAUUAAAAAGGUAGUGGAGGAAUUAGAAGACAGACCAGAAUUACAGCAUGUGUAUCUGCAUAAGCUUUUCAAAAGAGACCAUCAUAAGGGGCAGCGCUACCAUGAAAAACAGAUCAGCCUUUAUGCUGAAUAUGAUCGACCGAACUUGCUUCCAUUUCUCCGAGAUAGUACCCAUUGCCCACUUGAAAAGGCUCUUGAGAUCUGUCACCAGAGAAACUUUGUAGAAGAGACAGUUUAUCUUCUAAGCCGAAUGGGUAAUAGCCGAAGUGCCCUGAAGAUGAUCAUGGAGGAAUUACAUGAUGUUGAUAAAGCAAUUGAAUUUGCCAAGGAGCAAGAUGAUGGAGAGCUCUGGGAAGAUCUGAUUUUAUAUUCCAUCGACAAGCCACCAUUUAUUACUGGCUUGUUAAACAAUAUUGGCACGCAUGUUGACCCAAUUCUACUGAUUCACCGUAUCAAGGAAGGAAUGGAGAUUCCCAAUUUGAGAGAUUCCUUGGUUAAAAUUCUGCAAGACUACAAUUUGCAAAUUCUGCUUCGUGAAGGCUGCAAGAAGAUUCUCGUAGCUGACUCUUUGUCUUUACUGAAGAAAAUGCAUCGAACUCAAAUGAAAGGCAUUCUGGUUGAUGAGGAGAACAUCUGUGAAUCGUGCCUUUCCCCUAUUCUUCCAUCAGAUGCAGCUAAGCCCUUCAGUGUGGUGGUCUUCCAUUGCCGGCACAUGUUCCACAAGGAGUGCCUGCCUGUGCCCAGCAUGACCUCUCCUGCGCAGUUCUGCAGCAUCUGCAGUGCUAAGCACCGGGGACCAGGAAGUGCCAUUUUGGAGAUGAAAAAAUAGCUUCAUUCAUUCUGUUUGUCAGCCUCUUCCUCACCACUCUUUUGAAGAUGGUUUUUGCAACAACAGAAGCAUUUGUUGAUACCAGUGCUGUUAAGAGUUUUAUACAUGUUUGUGUUAUGCUCAAAAAAACUUUCUUCAUCUUGACCUGUUUACUAGUUUUCUCUUUGCAGUUCAUAAAGAUGUUAGGUUUUUUUUCCCCAUCCAUGCCUUGGAAUAUUGGGGCUCACAGUCAAUAUUUCAUCAUUUAUUUGUUUGGCUCACUAUUUAGGACUGGAAACAUAAGUGUGGGAGUUAGAAAUGAAUUUUUAGAUCCUAGUAAAAUUGUUUAUCCCCAGCGGUGUGAGCACACUGGCUGUCCAGUCUGUUCCUGCUGCAUUGGACGUUGUUCUGUAUACUCUGCAAUUCUUGUGUUCUUGGUUUGGCUUUUUUUAUGUCAUCAGCUGUGGUUAUUUUCUUAAUAGGUGUUUAAUGAAACAUUGUGCAAACUGUCACUUACUCAGUGAUGUCUGGGUGGCAUGAGCAGGCUGACAUCAUGCAAUUUCAUGUUGACUAAUCACAUGUUCUGUGUGACCAGAUGACUAGCAGAGUCUGGCCCUGGCAGGCACUCAACGUCUGUUGAUUGAAUAAAUGUUAGCUCUGCCCAUGUGAAAGACUCUAUUUUAUUUGGUUGGACAACUUCAGUCAAGAAUCCUGGCACCCUCAGAAGAAAUAGAAGAGACUUUCAGCACCUUAGAGUGUGAUGGGCUGUGGUUAGGUUUGCUGGCAGGGAGGAAAUGAGUGAUACUGUAGAAUCUGAAGGAUUCUGAGGAGAAAUGGGACCGUCUGAUGUGGGAGAAUUGUCUUAACCAUAUUUUUCUUCUCUGGAGCCUCCUCUGCCCUCAUAGAACAUAGAGACCAUAGGAAAGAGGGGGAGAAUUAAAAUGUGUGAUUGUG
Miniopterus natalensis is the source of this 3761-nucleotide messenger RNA. NCBI's taxonomy places the organism in Eukaryota, Metazoa, Chordata, Mammalia, Chiroptera, Miniopteridae. The record is from RefSeq and is a predicted model, not a curated record.